This is a messenger RNA of Myotis daubentonii (Daubenton's bat), 3701 nucleotides long. RefSeq names its product forkhead box E1 (gene FOXE1). Lineage: Eukaryota; Metazoa; Chordata; Mammalia; Chiroptera; Vespertilionidae. The record is from RefSeq and is a predicted model, not a curated record. Gene Ontology annotation, biological process: regulation of transcription by RNA polymerase II; anatomical structure morphogenesis; cell differentiation. Gene Ontology annotation, molecular function: RNA polymerase II cis-regulatory region sequence-specific DNA binding; DNA-binding transcription factor activity, RNA polymerase II-specific.
GGGUCCCAGCGCCCUACAGAAGCUGGAAACGUCCGGAAGCGCUGAGUUCGGGCGCCGAGAUCCCCAAGACAAUCCCUGGCCUCCCCUGGCCUCAGUCUCCCCGUCGGCGGCGGCGUGCAGAGGAGGCCGGCCGGGGGAUCUCCCAGCACCCUCCCCGCUCUGAUGUUUGGGGCGCCCGCCCUCCACCACAGCUGCUCCUACCUGGAGAGGUGCGCCCGGGCCCAGGGGGCGGGCAGUCGGGGGGCGGGCGGGGAGCGGGCGCCGCCCUAAGCUUCCUGGCGCCUUUAAGGAGAAGGAGCCGGUGGAGGGAGGAGCCGGUCCAGGUUUGUGCAGGGCAGAGCCUCUUCUGCGGUGGAGGCGGUGGAGGCCAAGGCUGCGGAGAGGGAGUCGCCGGCCGCCCCGCCUGCCCCGCGCCAAGGCCUCGAGGCCCGCGCCUCGCCUCCUGGCCCUCUUCGCCGUCCGCAGCCUGGGCCUCCGGGGCGCGGCCCAGCGACCCCACCAGAGUGCACACGCCCUCACUCGUUGCCCUUCUGGCCUUCGGGCCGCAGCACGACCUCGACGGUUAUCCUCUGAUCAGCGGGAAGCCCAGACCGGUGCAGGCGCCUCGGCCCCCGGACCCCGGCCCGAGCCGCUGACUGCCUGGCACCGGCGCCAAAGGACCGCUCAGCUAGUCCCGGUCCCAACGCCGCUGCCGGCGCCUGGCCUCGCGCCCCCGAACUCGGGCAGAGCCGUCAGUGGGCAGGACACGCCGCUCCGUCCGCACCGAGGCAGCCGGAACGCUGCGGGUGCCCAGCCUCCAGCGCGCCCCCGCCGGGGAACUCGUGCUCCGGCGCCAGCCCGCGCGGACCGCGGGAGCUCUCAACCGAGGAGCCCGGCGUCCUUCCCGGGACCCUGCGCGCCGGGCCUGCGGUUCUCAGACCCGCCCCCGCCCCUCGACGGAAGCGCGCGGCGGGGACGCGACGGCUGCACCAUGACAGCCGAGAGCGGGCCGCCGCCGCCGCAGCCGGAGGCGCUGGCCACCGUGAAGGAGGAACGCGGUGAGGCGGGGGCCGGGGUCCCGGUGGAGGCGGCGGGCCGCGGCUCGGGCGGGCGGCGGCGGAAGCGCCCCCUGCAGCGCGGGAAGCCGCCCUACAGCUACAUCGCGCUCAUCGCCAUGGCCAUCGCGCACGCGCCGGAGCGCCGCCUGACGCUCGGCGGCAUCUACAAGUUCAUCACCGAGCGGUUCCCCUUCUACCGCGACAACCCCAAGAAGUGGCAGAACAGCAUCCGCCACAACCUCACGCUCAACGACUGCUUCCUCAAGAUCCCGCGCGAGGCCGGCCGCCCGGGCAAGGGCAACUACUGGGCGCUCGACCCCAACGCCGAGGACAUGUUCGAGAGCGGCAGCUUCCUGCGCCGCCGCAAGCGCUUCAAGCGCUCGGACCUCUCCACCUACCCGGCCUACAUGCACGACGCCGCCGCCGCCGCCGCUGCCGCUGCCGCCGCCGCCGCCGCCGCCGCCGCCAUCUUCCCGGGCGCCGUGCCCGCCGCGCGCCCGCCGUACCCGGGCGCCGUCUAUGCGGGCUAUGCCCCGCCGUCGCUCGCCGCGCCGCCCCCGGUCUACUACCCGGCUGCGUCGCCAGGCCCGUGCCGCGUCUUCGGGCUGGUGCCUGAGCGGCCGCUCAGCCCCGAGCUGGGUCCCGCGCCGUCGGGCCCCGCGGGCUCCUGCGCCUUUGCCGCGGCCGGCGCCUCGGCCACAGCCACCGGCUACCAGCCCGCCGGCUGCGCGGGAGCCCGACCUGUCAACCCCUCCGCCUAUGCGGCCGCCUACGCGGGCCCGGACGGCGCCUACCCGCAAGGGGCCAGCAGCUCCCUCUUUGCGGCUGCUGGCCGGUUGGCGGGGCCAGCCUCGCCCCCCGCAGGUGGCGGCGGCGGCGGCGUCGAGACCGCCGUGGACUUUUAUGGGCGCACGUCGCCCGGUCAGUUCGGAGCGCUGGGGCCCUGCUACAACCCCGGUGGGCAGCUCGGAGGGGGCAGUGCAGGCGCCUACCAUGCUCGCCAUGUGGCCGCCUAUCCUGGCGGGGUGGAUCGUUUCGUGUCCGCCAUGUGAGCCGAGCAUACGGUGGAAAAAAUGCAUAGAUGCCUCGGCUGUUUACGCAAAGUCUCCCCCAAGACUGAGGACAGGCCUGGAGAGAGGGCCGAAUUGAGAGCUACAGAGAAGAGACGUGGACAGGAGGUCGGCCUCCGAGUGCAUCGCGUACACACUCGGUUCACUUUGCUCAUGGGAGGAAGUUGGGAGAGGCAGCUCAGCUCACGGACUGGGACAAGGGACCCUCAAUCAGGUGACGCGCCUAAAGGCAUGCCUUUCAGGGGGCGCAGUGUAGCGUCUACACCAGACUCUAGGAUCCGAAUCACAUGCCUUCACUCUUCCCUGUAUGCAGGGGAAACGGGCCUUUUGACACGGGUUCCGCCUCUGAUGCCUUUAACUGUGUUACUGCAAUAAAAGGCUCCAAUAGCGCCUUCCUUGUUAAGGUGAGGAAGACAAGUGUGCAAAAGAGGUAGUUUUGUUUUCUUUUGUUUUUCAAUUGGAGAAAUCGCUCUGCUGUGCGGGGCCUGCCGCUGGUUUUCCCUGCCUCUGAGAAUAGCAGGUACUGCGGAGCCGGGACUGUGCCUCAGCUCCCCAGUGUGACCGAGUGCCGUCACCCAUACCCCAGUCUCCCGGCUGUUACACAAGCGGACUGCAGCGUUCAUACGAUCUGCAAGGGCCCGAUCCCCGUGGAUGCAGGCCUGCAUAUUUGGCAGCAUCCGUGGGCCACCCAGGGCCUAAACUAGCCCUAUUCCAGGGAAUUGGAACAGAGCUCAUGGCAAGCAGCUAAUCUAAAGUCUCUGGAUUCGCUCCAGGCAGUCAUUAUAUCGUAAUUUCUUGAAUCUUUUGAGCAUGAUGUGCUGAUUAUUAGGCAGCUGUUUCCUCUGGGUCCUAGAUGUAGUUUUCCAGUGAAGCAGGUAGAAAUACGUUUGUCCACGCUCCAUCCACUCUUCCUUUUCACAAGCAGCCCUGGACCCAGGGGAUGAACUGAAGUUCAAAGGGAUGACAAGGAUUCAGGGGAGCCCAUUAGUGACGCUUUCAGUUUAUGGGGUUGGCUGCUCCGUCCCUGGCCCCUGGCACCCUCUGCCACCCUCUCCCUGUGCAAAAAGGAAAGUGAAAAGGUAACUGAGGUGGUCGUUGAAGUAAGCUUUAGAAAGAAACUAGAUUUUUAAAAUUUUUGUUUUGUAUCCGUUUGUCUGUUUUGAGAAGCAAGCUAACCAAAAGUAGAAAAUCCAACAACUUUCCCACCUUCCUCUUGAGAAAUCUUGUAAGUUUCUAUUGUGGAGUAAACAUGUCCAGCGUUAAAUAUGUCAGAGGCUCGGGUGCAGCUUUCAGAUAAACCCGAGUGUUCAGAUGAACCGUUUUAAUAAAAAUCUUUGAGCAAGUGAGUUCUGGCAAGAGAAACUCGGCCUCUCUGUGCGUAGUUAACUUGGUAGGGAAGGGUGGUGGGUAUGUGAAAAAGAAGACUGAAAACCACUGGUACUUUUUAUUUUUAAUUUGGGGGAUGGCGCUGUCCUGCUCACAUGCAUGUGCAUGUGAUUCAUUCCAGGCGGGUAUUUGUCUAACUCAGUGUUGUCCAAUAGAAAUAGAAUGCAAGAUCCAUGUGUAAUUUAAGUUUUUCUAGUAGUCACAUUAA